Messenger RNA from Emiliania huxleyi CCMP1516, 1437 nucleotides. It is a transcript of the gene ACPT28, whose product is annotated as vacuolar transporter. The transcript has 2 exons. The coding region runs from base 1 to 1437 and encodes 478 amino acids. NCBI's taxonomy places the organism in Eukaryota, Haptophyta, Isochrysidales, Noelaerhabdaceae. Gene Ontology annotation, molecular function: amino acid transmembrane transporter activity. Gene Ontology annotation, biological process: amino acid transmembrane transport. The record is from RefSeq and is a predicted model, not a curated record.
AUGUCCAGCCAGGCCAGCAGCGCGCUCCUGGCGGACGCGCCGCCAACCACAGCAGGCUCGCCCUCGGAGACCUCGUCGCCGUCUGCUCGACCCGACCGCCCUCUUUUGGUACGCGACGCGGGCUUCUGGACGGCGGUGCUCACGCUCUGCAACGCCGCACUCGGCGCGGGGCUGCUGAGCCUGCCCUACGCCGUCGCGUCGGCCGGUCUGCUGGUCGGCUCACUCUCCACCUGCGUCCUGAUUUGCGCGUCCUUUGCGUCGCUCUGCGUCAUCAUGGGGCUGAUGGCGCAGGCCGGGCCGUCGGUCACUUCGUUUGGCGGUCUCGUGCGCUGGGGCUGCGGACCGGCCGCGUCGAAUGUGGUCGAUGGCUUCGUCUUCCUAAACUCGUUUGGCGCCUGCGUCGGCUAUCUCGUCCUGCUGGGCGACGUCGUUCCUCCCAUCGUCCUCGACGCGGUGCCUGCAGCGAAGAGCAUGAGCGCCGGCCAGCUGCGUGCAGCGGCCGCCUCGGUCGCGUCGCUGCCCUGCCUCCUCCUGUCGAUGCUGCGCCGCAUCAGCGCGCUCCGCUUCACCGCCGGCGUCGCCGUGUUUGCGUGCUUCUUCACCGCGGGGCUGCUCACCGCGCAAGCGGUCCAGCACCCGUGCCGCCCUGGCGACUGCUACGACGGCGCCGGGCGAAACGGCUGGUGUACCGCCGCGCAAGCGGCCAAUGCCAGCAGCGCGGCCGCGUGCUACGCCGAUCGGCCGACCGCGGGCGUGUCCCUGUGGCCGGAGAGCGCCGCCUUCGUCUUUGCAGAGAUGCGGCCGGCGCUGCGAGAGUCGAGGCCGCGCACCGCCGUCGCCGCCAGCGCGGUCUCCCUCCUCGCCUUCUUUUACCUCACCGUCGGUGCCGUCGGCUUCUUGCGCUUUGGCGCGCAGACCCAAGGGGAUUGCCUCCAGAACUUCUCGCCGACCGACGCGUCCGCCGGCAUCGCUCGCGUCGCGGUGGCUCUGACGGCGCUCUCCGCCUUCCCGAUGCAGCACUUCCCGGCGCGAGGGAUCCUGCACCGCUUGUGGCGCCUCCUCGUCGAUCGGGCGGUGAGCACACGACCGCCCACCGCCCGCCCCGCCGGCAUGUCUACUCUCUUCCUGCUGCUCGAGCCCGUCGGCUGGGUCGGCGUCACCCUCCCGCUCGCGCUCGUGCUCGGGUCGGACCUCUCCUUUGUCUUCGAGCUGAGCGGCGCACUCGUCGUGAACGGCGUCGUCUUCCUCGUGCCCGCGGCGCUGCUGCUCGCACUGCGACGGUCGCGCCACCUCGCCGUCGCCUUUUUGCUGCUCGGGGCCAGCCUGACCGUCUCGGGAACCUUCAUCUCCAUCGACGAGAAGAUCCGCGCCGCGCGUGCGGAGGUCACGGAUCUGGCCUCAAGAGGCGGAGCAAGAGGGUACGUGUAUGCUGAGUGA